AUGGAUAACGUCCCCAUCUCUGGGCUCGACGAGCUCAACAACCAUCUUGACGACCUCAUUCAAGAUCCAAACCUCGCCAUCAUCCCCAAGCUCUUCGAUGAUGUGGAGCUUCAGCUCACAGACUCCAACAUCCCGCCUCUCAUCCCCUCACUCCUCCCCAAGCUCACUCAAAUCCUCCAACAAUACAACGACGACCCAGCCGUGAUCGUCUCCCUGACCAUCAAGCUCCUCCGCCCUAUAUCCUUCACCCAAGUCCUCCAGCUCGCCUCCGAAGACUCCCUCAACCAAGCUCUCACCUCCCCCGCCCCAGCAGCCCAACUCCUAGGCCUGACCAUCCUCCACAAAGCCGCCAAAACCCCCACCGAUGCCGCCAUCCUCUCCGUCAUGCCCUCCCUCGUCACCUCCCUCCUCACAGCCUGGCUCUCCUCCCCAAAAGUAGAAGUCGGCCAAAAAGCCUCCAAAGUCCUAGGAGACCUCCUAGACAUCGACUGCCCCCGUCCACCACCCCCACCACCCCCAGUAAUCACCACCGGAACCACCCCUUCUCAUCACGAACUCGUCCUCCGCCGCGUCCCCGGCAAGGGUGAACUCUGGAAACUCAUCUUCCACCAACCAUCCACCUACAACCUUCUCCUCGACCUCAUCUCAGGCCGCCAUCCAGGAACAGCAAACAACACCUCCCAGCUCUCCCUCGCCCAAGGGAGGACCCUCCGUAUCCUACCACGCUUGGCAGCCUUGAACAUUGACGCCAUCGCUUCAUCUAACAUCCUAGCCCCAACACCCAUCCACCUCACCAAUGGCCAUCUAACGGAUGAUGACUCUGACACGGAAAUGAACGGCGCAACAAGAAAUGAAAACGCGGCCACUAACCCUCCCCAGCAAGGAGAGGGGUUGCUGCAAUACGCAGCGUUGAGGAUGGUUGACAAGAGGGACGCGCUGAUGCACCUCAACCUGGUGGACUUUUUCGAGGCGUUUGUCAGUUUGAUGCGGAUAACCGAGUAUUCGGCUGUCAAGGAGGCGAUUGUCAAGGGUUUGCUGAGGGAUGCGGUGCCGCAUGAUGAUAUGCUCAGGGGCGCGCUGGACACAUUACCGGAUCGGACGGUGGCGGAGGAGGCGGAUGACUUGAGGGCGUGGUUGAGGGUGGUUAUGCCUCCGGUUGCGGAGGUGCCGUUGCGUUGA
Podospora bellae-mahoneyi is the source of this 1179-nucleotide messenger RNA. RefSeq lists its product as uncharacterized. The record is from RefSeq and is a predicted model, not a curated record. Lineage: Eukaryota; Fungi; Ascomycota; Sordariomycetes; Sordariales; Podosporaceae. The coding region runs from base 1 to 1179 and encodes 392 amino acids. The transcript has a single exon.